This is a messenger RNA of Nannospalax galili (Upper Galilee mountains blind mole rat), 1857 nucleotides long. RefSeq names its product phosphatidylinositol 4-kinase type 2 alpha (gene Pi4k2a). Lineage: Eukaryota; Metazoa; Chordata; Mammalia; Rodentia; Spalacidae. The transcript has 9 exons. The coding region runs from base 71 to 1507 and encodes 478 amino acids. Gene Ontology annotation, cellular component: endosome; lysosomal membrane; plasma membrane. Gene Ontology annotation, molecular function: 1-phosphatidylinositol 4-kinase activity. The record is from RefSeq and is a predicted model, not a curated record. Gene Ontology annotation, biological process: phosphatidylinositol phosphate biosynthetic process; Golgi organization; endosome organization.
CGCGGAUUGGUCGCGGUCGCGAGCUGCGUUGUGUGGAGCGGGACGGGUUCCCGAGCCGGCGGCCUGAGGGAUGGACGAGACUAGCCCACUUGUGUCCCCCGAGCGGGCCCAACCCCCGGAGUACACCUUCCCGUCGGGCUCGGGAGCUCACUUUCCGCAGGUGCCGGGGGGUGCGGUCCGCGUGGCGGCGGCCGGCUCGGGCCCGUCUCCGCCCGGCUCUCCCGGCCACGACCGGGAGCGGCAGCCGCUGCUGGAUCGAGCCCGGUGCCCAGCUGCGCAGUGUCAGACCCACACGGUGGCGGCGCAGGCCCAGGCCCUGGCUGCCCAGGCCGCGGCCGCAGCGCACGCAGCUCAGCCUCAGCGCGAGCGGAACGAUUUUCCGGAGGACCCGGAGUUCGAGGUGGUGGUGCGGCAGGCCGAAGUGGCCAUCGAGUGCUGCAUCUUCCCGGAGCGCAUCUACCAGGGCUCCAGCGGAAGCUACUUCGUCAAGGACUCUCAGGGGAAGAUUGUUGCUGUCUUCAAACCCAAGAAUGAAGAGCCAUAUGGGCACCUUAAUCCUAAGUGGACCAAGUGGCUACAGAAGUUGUGUUGUCCAUGCUGUUUUGGCCGUGACUGCCUUGUCCUCAACCAGGGCUAUCUCUCAGAGGCAGGGGCCAGCCUGGUGGACCAAAAACUGGAACUCAACAUUGUGCCCCGCACAAAGGUAGUAUACCUGGCCAGUGAAACCUUCAACUAUAGUGCCAUCGACCGAGUGAAGUCCAGGGGCAAGCGACUUGCACUAGAGAAAGUACCAAAAGUUGGGCAGCGGUUUAACCGCAUCGGAUUACCACCAAAGGUUGGUUCAUUCCAGCUCUUUGUUGAAGGCUACAAAGAUGCAGAUUAUUGGCUGCGACGCUUUGAAGCAGAACCUCUCCCUGAGAACACCAACAGGCAACUACUGCUGCAGUUUGAGCGGUUGGUGGUCCUGGACUACAUCAUUCGUAACACUGAUCGAGGCAAUGACAACUGGCUGAUCAAAUACGACUGUCCAAUGGAUAGUUCUAGCUGUCGGGACACAGAUUGGGUGGUGGUGAAGGAGCCUGUUAUCAAGGUGGCUGCCAUAGACAAUGGGCUGGCUUUCCCACUGAAGCAUCCUGACUCCUGGAGGGCAUAUCCUUUUUACUGGGCCUGGUUGCCCCAGGCGAAAGUACCAUUCUCUCAGGAGAUCAAAGAUUUGAUUCUUCCAAAGAUUUCAGACCCUAACUUUGUCAAGGACUUGGAGGAGGACCUCUAUGAACUCUUCAAGAAAGAUCCUGGUUUUGAUAGGGGCCAGUUCCAUAAGCAGAUUGCUGUUAUGCGGGGACAGAUCCUAAACCUGUCUCAGGCCCUGAAAGACAACAAGAGUCCCCUGCACCUUGUCCAGAUGCCACCCGUGAUUGUGGAGACAGCACGUUCCCACCAGCGUUCUUCCAGCGAGUCCUACACACAGAGCUUUCAGAGUCGGAAGCCCUUCUUUUCAUGGUGGUAGCCCUAGAGGCACACAGAAGAAAUCCUGUGGAUGACAGGCUGGGAGGAAGCCUGGGAACCCAGGUGCAGGGAAGCCAGAGAAGCUGGUGCACAGCAGCGCCUUUCAGUGCCCUCCCUUUCUGCUUGCCACCUCCCUCGGGGCUUUCCCACCCACAGGGAGCAGCACAAUCAGAGACAAGAGUGUUCCUGGGCCCUUCAGAGUGUUGGGGAGACUGGAGUCCAGGCAGGGAGUUCAGGCACCUGCAGGGGAGCAACUCUCUUCCAGCAUCUCCUGGUGGCAGGUUGGAAGUCUCAGCUCCCUGACAACCUUGCUCCAUUGCAGUUCCUUAUUAUAUUCUGCAUCAGAAAGAA